AAAAAGAAAAGGUGUUAUUUCAACAGCAUUCAAAGCUGUCACGUACCUUCUAUUCAUACAGCCUUCCUGAUUGAAUAGAAGCGUAUUGGCAAUGAAAUCAUAGACUAAUGAUAACAGCGAAUUCUGCCUUUGAGACGUCAAUUGCAAAACUCAUUCAAUGCUCGGCUUCUUGCACUCUGAUUCCACCAUCUUGAUAAUGUAAAUACUUGCGUAAUAAUUGCGUUAAUUUUAUUAUUUUAGGGUUAUGGUUUAGGGCUUAGGAUCAGGUAUAUGAUUAGAUUAGCGUUACAACAAAGCAAUAGCACGUUCAAAGUGAAAUUUGUGAAAUAUAAAAGUGUCAAUCACAUUAUCAAAGAACAUAUUAUUGAUCGCUGGUCUAUCUUUUUGGUCCAAUGCUUGUCAAUAAUCAAUGACAAUCUACACAUAUUGAAUUUAAAAUAAUUUACAAUUAAUGUUACAGAAAUUUCUCAUAAUUAGCAUUAUCAAUCUUUGCUGAAGUCAACGAACGAAGUCAAUUCAACGACUCAACAUGGCCGCAGCAAAGGAGGCUAAAAACAUACUGCGCAAAGAAAUGAAGCGUCGUAUUUCACGAAUGUCUAUCGAAGAGAAGCAACGCCAAUCAACUCAAGUUGCCACUAAGUUAUUUGCUAUGAAAGAAUUUAAUGAUAGUAGCCGCAUUUCUGUUUUUCUUAGUAUGAAGGACGAGAUUGACACAUUUACCAUAAUGGAAAGGAUAUUUGAAUUGAAGAAACAAUGUUUUAUACCACAUUAUAUUGGAUCUAAAAUGAAUAUGGUGGAAUUGAAAUCAUUAUCAGAUUAUGUCUCGUUACCGGUUACGAAUUGGAACAUUAAACAACCUUCAGAUGACGACAUCCAACCAGAUGCAAUGGAUACUGGAGGAUUGGAUCUCAUUAUUGUACCUGGGCUAGCCUUUACCAAACAAGGUCAUCGACUUGGACGUGGUAAAGGCUAUUAUGAUAAAUACAUUGUGAAAUACAACAGGAACGGAUUUGUGUCUCCAAUUACCAUAGCAUUAGCUUUUAAUGUUCAAAUUUGUGACUUUGUGCCAACAUCUUCCAAUGAUGUGGCCAUUAAUCAUGUGAUUUAUUCGGAUUAAAUCUAAGGCUAGGCUCUUAAACCAUCAUUUUGUGUUGACCCAAAUUAAAUGUGGUUGUAUGUUCAUCAACAUUGUAAAGUGAGAUUCAAAGUCUGCAUACUUUUAACAACUAAAUUGAGCUACUCGAAAUGAAAGCAAGAGAAAUAUGUUUAUUUUAAUGAAUGACUUACAUUGGAUUGUUUUUGGUCACAUACAGUGUGAGAGAAGAUAAAAACUCAAUAAAAAGUCGAGACAUAUUUUAUUAAAAUAGUAAAAUUUUUCUUUUACA
Xenia sp. Carnegie-2017 is the source of this 1385-nucleotide messenger RNA. Its product is annotated as 5-formyltetrahydrofolate cyclo-ligase-like. NCBI's taxonomy places the organism in Eukaryota, Metazoa, Cnidaria, Anthozoa, Malacalcyonacea, Xeniidae. Gene Ontology annotation, molecular function: 5-formyltetrahydrofolate cyclo-ligase activity. Gene Ontology annotation, biological process: folic acid-containing compound biosynthetic process; tetrahydrofolate interconversion. The transcript has a single exon. Gene Ontology annotation, cellular component: mitochondrion. The coding region runs from base 530 to 1117 and encodes 195 amino acids. The record is from RefSeq and is a predicted model, not a curated record.